AUGCAAUAUGAGUUUUUUGGACCGCCUCUUUUCACGUUACAGCAACCCCCCAUUGCACACGUGCAAAGCCAAUUCGAGCCAGCGGUAGUUUCGUCGACAUGGCUUUCGUUCGAUCAAAACGGCUCGAUGCCGCCGGUAGAAUCCCACAACCUUUACAUCCCUGUACAAGCACAGCAGCCGUCUACUGUGGUCUCUGCGAUACCCGUAUCACUACCUCCCGUACCCUCGUGUUCUGCGCCUCUGGAGUUGGGCCCCUCUUGGCGCAGCGUACCGGCUUCGGCACCAUCGAACGCAAUUGCGUUUCACGCAAGCGAGACUCCUCUUGAGGCGACGACAAGUCAAUCCCCCUGGUGGGAGUCAUUUACCCUCCCUUCGAAAGAAGCGUGCGCUCGGGAGAUGGAGCGCUCUGUCCAAUGCCCCGAGACUGCGCCCGACCGGGGAGGAAGUCUGAAGAGGAAGAGGUCACAUAGUCCGACGAUACAUUCAAGUCCAUCGACGCCGGUGAAAGCCGCUUUGGCGACGGUCUCUUUUGGUGCCGUCGAUGCAAACACCCAGCGGUUGUACGUAGCCGGGCGGUUGGGAGGAAUGGACGAAGUGGAGCGGAAUUUGCUAUAUCGCGUGGGUUACGAACGACGCUGCGAGC
Serpula lacrymans var. lacrymans S7.9 is the source of this 643-nucleotide messenger RNA. RefSeq lists its product as uncharacterized. The transcript has 2 exons. The record is from RefSeq and is a predicted model, not a curated record. NCBI's taxonomy places the organism in Eukaryota, Fungi, Basidiomycota, Agaricomycetes, Boletales, Serpulaceae. The annotation marks the transcript as partial.